Rubroshorea leprosula is the source of this 999-nucleotide messenger RNA. The record is from the annotation of a GenBank genome assembly. Lineage: Eukaryota; Viridiplantae; Streptophyta; Magnoliopsida; Malvales; Dipterocarpaceae.
AAUCCACAAUGUGCAUGGAGAGUAAAGGUUGCACGUAUAGAAUUACAGAAGCUAAAAAUGGUGUUAUCCUCUUUCUUUAUAUCUUUACUCUUCUCUCAAGAAACAAAGGCAUUGCCAAUCAAGGAACGUAAGGCUGCAAAGAAUGUGGCCGAGCAUGUUGUUGAAAAUGAAAGUGAGGCUGCUAAGAAAAUGGCUAAGCAAAGUUUACACUUGAGUUGCAGAAGCAAAUGUGAUGAAAAGGGUCUAUUCGCCCAUGAAGAAGAAAAGCUUUCACAAAAAGACAAACAGGGGAGUAGCUCUGCACAAUUAUCGAGGCAAGUUACAAUGUCAGCCAUGAGUAUUCAAGAAGCAAAAAAGUGUCAGCAAAACACAAGCUUAAGAAAGGCAUGGAGUUGGGGGAGAUGGCAUUCAACAAAGACGGUGGAGUCAUCAACUAGUUCCCCGCUCACAUGGCUGCUGCCACCCGUGCCAUCCGCCAACGCCUCAAGCUCUCCGUCCUCAUCAUCAAAGUCUGAGAUUCCUGAAAUAUCAUUAUCCUCUGCUCAUAAAGAAUUGCAGCCUCAGCUCUCAGCCAAAAGCUUGCCACCGACUAUGGCUGGGCUCCGUUACUCAAGCUCGACAAUGAUGAGCUGCAAGCAUCUUGCUCGAGCACAAGCUGAAACAACUUGCUGGAGCACGAGAAGUCCAAGCUACAAAUUGCACAAGUCCGCGGUGCGAGAUGCUGAAGCACGAGCUGUGAAAUGCCGAGGUGCAAAAUGCAGGACCAUAAGCUGCAAGCUGCCGAGAUCAACCACUAGCUGCAGAGCUCAAACACUUGCUGUCAAGGUCAAGCACGAAGUGCAGAACUUGAGCACGAGCUGCAAAGUUCAAACACUUACAGUCGAGAGCUCAAACACUUACUGCCGAGGUCAGCCACGAGCUGUAGAGGCCAAGCACGAAGUGCAGAACUUGAACACAAGGUGCAGAGGUCGAGCAUGAACAUAAAGAUGUGCAGCACGG